Varanus komodoensis (Komodo dragon) is the source of this 2109-nucleotide messenger RNA. RefSeq names its product transmembrane protein 109 (gene TMEM109). Gene Ontology annotation, biological process: intrinsic apoptotic signaling pathway in response to DNA damage by p53 class mediator; cellular response to gamma radiation. The transcript is spliced from 5 exons. The coding region runs from base 269 to 991 and encodes 240 amino acids. The record is from RefSeq and is a predicted model, not a curated record. NCBI's taxonomy places the organism in Eukaryota, Metazoa, Chordata, Lepidosauria, Squamata, Varanidae.
GGGCCCUCGUGCUCUCCUUGGACUGCGUUUUCCAUAAUGCAUCCGGGCUAGGAACCGGAUUUGUCGCUUGCUGAACGAAUCAAGAGCUCGCGCUCCGUGGCCAGCGGGAGCUACUUAACUGCUUCCCUUCAGGCGAGAACGCCCCGCGUUCCUGGCGCCUGUUGCUCCCUCUCCGCCUUGGCGUCGGACCCGAGGCUGGUCGUGGGAAGCUUGAUGCGGGUUGCCAUCUGGUUUUGUGAGGCUGGGAGUGAAGACAAGAACUAAGAAGAUGACUGGAUGGGACCUUAUUUUAUCGAGCAGCCGCAGGCCCCUGCUGCGACCAGCUUUGGCCAUGAUAAUGUUGCUUUUUCUUGUGUCCAUGGGCAUAACUGAAGCUCAGCCCUACCGGACUGAGCCUCGGCGAGAGAAGCGUGUGCAUCCUGACUUUCUAUCCCAAGUGACUCGUGCUUUGAAGGAAACAGUGGAGGAUUUUAUUGGAAGUGAGAACUUUCAGCUAUUAAGUGAGAAUCUUUCUUCUCUAUUCUGGAUAGUGGCCUCUGGAAUCUCGUCAGCUUUAUUUGUUGUGGCUCGAAUUGCAGGGCAGUUCCUUACUUCCUUUGGAAUGGCUGGGGAUCAAUUAACGCAGUUCCUGAAGCUGAGCCCUGAUGAGGUGCAGGUGCUGCUCCUGUGGGGCCUGGCUGCUCUGAUUGGCUACUGGGUGCUGUCAUUCUUGCUGAGUCUGUUGCUUGCCCUGUUGAGCCGCAUCAUGUGGGGAAUCAAGGUGGUUCUUUUUGGGGCCUGCUUCAUUUAUCUCGUCACCAUGGUACCUGACCGCUCUGUGCAAAUGUUGCUUCUGUUUGCCCUGCUGACACUGCAUGUCCUGCUGAGUUGGCUGAGCGGGUCACGCCACUCAGGGUCACAGCUGGAAGCCAAAGUACGCAACUUGCAGCGCCAGGUGGAGGAGCUGCAGCGCAAGCAGAAGCGGUCUCCUAAACACCUGGAUGAAGAAUGAGGUCAAAGGAAGCCUGUAAGGUCAACAUACCAUUCCUAAGUGGCAGCCACCUCCUCCUUUCCUAGACUGUACAUGUGUUUGGAUAUCUGUUCACACACAGCUAUGCAAGAACCCGUCAAUCCUAAAGAGAACUUCUGUACUGGAGAGGGAAUGCAUCUGAGACAGUAAAACUUACCAGCUGAUAUCCAGUAACCCGUUCAAAAGUAUCUUCUCCCACCCUUGUCCUCAGUCAUGUAUGUUUUUCACGACCCUAUUCUUGUAGAAGAGAAAAUGGUAGGCUUAGAGCAUCCUUCCCCAACCCUGUGCCCUUUAGAUGUGUUGGAUUGCAACUCCCAUAGUCCCCAGACAGCAUUGCCAGUUGGGCUAUGAGAGCUGAGUCCAGCACAUCUGAAAGACAUUAAAUUGGGAAGGCUGUUCUAGACCUACCACCUUCAAGCUCUAUUUAACACCUGGCUCAUGGUUGGCCAUUUUGUUUCUUUAAGGGUGGCAGACUUGGAGGUAGAUCUGCUAAUCCUUUUUAAAUUAAGUAAACUGUUUAGCACUGCAAUCUGAGGAUAAAAGUAUGGAGUGUUGCAUGUUUCACCUUGAGGAUCUUUGCUAUGGAUGUUGCAUCAGUGUCUGUGUGUACUUGGCAGUAAAGCCAGGUGCCUCUGUGAAAAGCACAGCUGGUUGCUCCCUUUGCAGUUGCAGCAUCAAACCAGUAUGUUAUGUGUAUGUUUGGGAUCAUGGUAUUGAGCUCCCACCUCCUUGCAAACCAAAGAUGCCCAUUAAAAGCAAGCCUGCACAGUUUCCUUUUGCACACUGCGCUACAUGAGGGGUGCAUUGCGCUUCAUAAUACAAUGACAACUACAGUUCACCUGUCUGUUCUGGAUGGAAAUAAGCCAUAGGUGAGGGACGAAGUGAAUGUACACAGCUCUUCCUUCCUGACAGAAUGUUGUACCACCAAGAAGUGGAAUGACAAACACAGAUAUGCUUUUUCUCCUGCCUGUUUGGGGAAGGAGGCAUGACUUCGUGGUGUUAGCCACAUAUUGGUUGCCAAUGUAUUUUUUUAAGCUACCAGUUUUAAGCCAAAUAUUUUGUUACUCUUCCAAAUAAAGCUUAUUUGAUCAUUUUCUCUA